AUGAAAUCGCAACUUCGUGUUGUUACCCAGGAUUUUUCGGAUUUUCGACCUGUGCCGAGGCAACCCCCAGUUUUUCGGCCUGGGGAUGAUUUUGACAAUUGGGAGUUUCAUGUAUCCUUAUACCUUUCCAGUAUUCCCGAAAAGCACGUGGGCCCUUACGUUCUCAGUUUUUUGAGCGAGGAAGCCACGCGCCUCUUCCGCGCAACUGGAAUCCCUCCAACGGCGCCAGCUUCAGAAAUAUGGGAAUCACUGCGCGGACUGUUUCGGAAACAGGAAGCCGCAGUUCUGUAUAGACAGAAAUUCGCUGCUCGUACCCAACAGUCGGGAGAAACGGUCGAAGCGUUCGCGCGCGCACUUCAGGAGCUCUCCUUGAGAGCCUUUCCCGAUCUCUCCAACGCCGAGCGGGAUAAGUGGCUGGCUGAGCGUUUUUGCACCGGGUUGCACGACAGGUCCCUACGUCACCAACUAGCUGGGAUGCUGCCCUGCAGUUUCACGGAUGCCAUGAACAAGGCACAGUUUCACGAGUCCCUGGAUUAA
Dicrocoelium dendriticum is the source of this 537-nucleotide messenger RNA. Lineage: Eukaryota; Metazoa; Platyhelminthes; Trematoda; Plagiorchiida; Dicrocoeliidae. The record is from the annotation of a GenBank genome assembly.